Molecule: messenger RNA, 373 nt
Organism: Anolis sagrei ordinatus
Lineage: Eukaryota; Metazoa; Chordata; Lepidosauria; Squamata; Anolidae
Source: RefSeq, a predicted model, not a curated record
UUCUUUUCCUAAACAAGGCCACCAAGCAGUUUUUGGAAGAGAUCAACAAGUGGACGGUCCAAUACAAUGUCUCUCCGCUCUCCUGGAACGUGGCCGUCAAGUUCCUCAUGGCCAGGAAGUUCGACGUCCUCCGAGCGAUCGAGCUUUUCCACUCCUAUCGGGAAACCAGGCUGAAGGAAGGGAUUGUGAAGUUGAAGCCCCACGAGGAGCCCCUCCGAUCGGAGCUGCUGAGCGGCAAGUUCACCAUCCUGGUGAGUCAGGCAUUGCCUUGGGCUCUUACAGGCUGCUCAAAACUGGAGAGCGCUUUGGUGCCUUUAAUUAAGUUUGCCAUGGGCAACAUUGGAAAGGGCUUUGGUUCUUUUCAUUAAAUUUU